UAUAUCGAUCUCGAGACAUUCGCAUCAACAUCUUUUCCCUUCUAUCUAAAUCCGAAACCGCAAUCAUGACGUGCAAUCACCUCAGUAUCAUUACCCCGCCAUCAUGGGCCCGAUCCCCCCAUCCCCGCUAUAGCUCCAAACCACUCCUCCAUCCGAAACCGCCCUCUUCCGACCCGACACAUUAAUAAUCCCCCGUCCCGACACUCACCCUCACCCUCAUGGCUCAACCUCUCCGUCGCUCCCUGCUCAGAACCAGCCUCAUAUCAAAACAACUCACACCCUCAAUCCCAAUCCAGCGUAUCUCCAGGAUAACUUCACACUUCUCAACAGCUACAAUGGCGCCUGUACCUCCCAAGAUGAAGGCCGUGCAGAUUAACAAGAACGGCGGCACUGAAGUCCUUGAGCUCAACAAUGUUGCUGUUCCUAAAGCUGGUGAGGGCCAGAUCCUCGUCAAGAAUCAGAUUGCGGGCUUGAACUAUAUCGAUACGUACUUCCGAAGUGGUCUCUACAAGGCGCCCCAGUUUCCUCUUACGCUUGGUCGUGAGGCUGCUGGUACUGUCGUUGACGCUCACUCCUCUGUCAAGGGUUUUGAGAAUGGUACGCGCGUGGUAUUCAUGGGAACUGUGGGCGCAUACGCCGAGUACAGUGUCGUCAACGCCUCUGACGCUGUUAAAAUCCCCGACGAGGUUCCCACUGAUCAAGCUGUCGCUGCUUACCUGCAAGGUCUUACAGCAUGGACCUUCAUCCGUGAAGCUGGUCAGGUCAAGGCUGGCCAAUGGGUUCUUGUUCACGCUGCCUCUGGAGGUGUAGGUACUCUGCUCGUUCAGCUGCUCCGAAUUGUCGGUGCCAAGGUCAUUGGUACUGCCAGUUCAGAGGAGAAGCUUGCGCUUGCGAAGAAGAAUGGUGCAGAGUGGGUUAUCAACUCUCAUGAUGAUGUUGUUGCAAAGGUCAAGGAGAUCACUGGUGGUCAUGGUGCGGAUGUUAUCUUUGAUGGUGUGGGCAAGGUUACCUUCGAUGGAGAUCUUGAGAUGAUUGCUAAAAAGGGUAACCUCAUCUCUUUUGGCAACGCUUCCGGCGCCGUGGACCCCGUGAGCCUCUUCCGACUUACACCCAAGUGCGUCCGCUUGAUGCGCCCCGUAGUCAACGGCUACGUCUCCGAGCGAGCUGAUCUCGAAAAGUACACAUCCGAGCUCUUCGACCUCAUCAAGUCCAAGAAGCUCGAACUCACCAUUCACAAGGUGUACCCUCUCCAGGAUGUGGCACAGGCACACCAGGACAUUGAGAGCCGAAAGACGAUUGGAAAGUUGCUCAUUAAAAUCGAUUAAGUCUAGCCUUUUAAUUUUUAUUUUCAACGCUGUCUGUCUAUAAUGCUAUAUGGAUGGUUCAACCAUGACCAAAAAACAUAAAUCUUUUUAACAAGUUUUCAUCUCGCUCCG
Molecule: messenger RNA, 1436 nt
Organism: Fusarium verticillioides 7600
Lineage: Eukaryota; Fungi; Ascomycota; Sordariomycetes; Hypocreales; Nectriaceae
Product: NADPH2:quinone reductase
Exons: 2
Coding region: 219-1325 (368 amino acids)
Biological process (GO): cellular response to oxidative stress
Cellular component (GO): cytoplasm
Molecular function (GO): zinc ion binding; quinone reductase (NADPH) activity
Source: RefSeq, a predicted model, not a curated record